Molecule: messenger RNA, 1059 nt
Organism: Scomber scombrus (Atlantic mackerel)
Lineage: Eukaryota; Metazoa; Chordata; Actinopteri; Scombriformes; Scombridae
Product: BTB/POZ domain-containing protein kctd15-like
Exons: 6
Coding region: 1-1059 (352 amino acids)
Biological process (GO): protein homooligomerization
Molecular function (GO): protein binding
Source: RefSeq, a predicted model, not a curated record
AUGAACUCCAGAGUGCUGAGUGUCAAUGUGCGAGUCCUCCACAGAGAAGAGGAGGCACUGAUGGAGCCCCACCAGCAGGGGGCGAUCAUGCUCACACACAUACAGAAGCACCCAAUGCAUGUGGCCAAAAUCUUGUCUUCGCUCCGCUGCACAGAUCCACCUGCCGUCCGCCUGCCUGCUCUCCUCCCCGGCUCUCUGCAGCUCUGCUCGGCGCCGCCGCUGCUGGUGUGUCGCCGGCACGGAGGUCCCCGGGGACCCCGCCGGUACACAGAGGGGCGGAGCAUGUCCAGGAUGUCCCUGAGCCGCUCGCCGGUGUCGCCCAUGACCGCCCAGGGAAUCCCGUCGCCCGCCCAGCUCACCAAAGCCAACGCCCCGGUUCACAUCGACGUAGGAGGGCACAUGUACACCAGCAGCCUGGCGACGCUCACCAAAUUCCCAGAGUCCAGGAUAGGUCGGCUAUUUAACGGCACCGAGCCCAUCGUGCUGGACAGUUUGAAGCAGCACUACUUCAUCGACAGAGACGGAGACAUCUUCCGCUACAUCCUCAGCUUCCUGCGGACCUGCAAGCUGCUUCUGCCAGAAGACUUCAAGGACUUCCCUCAGCUGUACGAGGAGGCUCGUUUCUACCAGCUGAGCCCGAUGGUUCGGGAGUUGGAUCGCUGGCUGGCGGAGCGCGAGGCCCAGCGAGCGCCCCUCUGCGAGUGCCUGGUGGUCCGCGUCACGCCCGACCUGGGCGAGAGGAUCGCGCUGAGCGGGGAGAAGGUCCUGAUCGAGGAGAUCUUCCCCGAGACCGGAGACGUCAUGUGCAACUCUGUGAACGCCGGCUGGAACCAGGACCCCACCCACGUCAUCCGCUUCCCCCUCAACGGAUACUGCAGACUCAACUCUGUGCAGGUCCUCGAGCGCUUGUUCCAGAAAGGUUUCAGCAUGAAGGCGUCCUGCGGCGGCGGAGUCGACUCGUCCCAGUUCAGCGAGUACGUCCUGUGUCGUGACCUGAGACACAGUCACCAGUCCAUCACCAGCACUCCCAUCCGGAUCAAACAGGAACCUCUGGACUAG